AGACUCACUUUCAGUUUCUCCAAGAAAUCUGUAGGGAUACAUUUUCCCACCUCCAAGGCGUGGAAGUUGGUUGCAAGUAAUCCUAAACCAGUCGCUCCAAAUUUGACUGGAAAUUAAAUAAACGGUGAUCUCUGAGUUCAGUGCUAUAUGUGCUAUACUUCAUUGGGUUUAGCUAGUUUGACAGUUAGCUCUUCCAGCCAGAUGAUGGACCAGAUGUGUUAAAGUAAGGAAAACUCAAGCACUUCCAGGACUUCUGUUGUGCACUUAGAGGCCUAAACAUGUGUAGUCUGACUGAAAGAUGUGCUCAUCAUUUAUUUAGUCUGGUUUCAAUCUUCUUUACUUUAUUGGACAUUGCUUGACUGUUAGCCUAAACCAAAACGCCCAGUCAAAGAAAUGAGAGAGUGGAAAAAUGAGGUUGAUCACACGUCUAAAUCAAAGACCACUGUCUUAAGAAGUGACCAGUCAGGAAGCAUGUGAUCAGUUUGCACGUCUCUCAUUGGUGGGCUGUCUGAACACGUCUAACCGCUAUGCUGAGACGGAAUCGACAACAGAAAGGUUCCAUUGACGUGGACCAAUCAGAUCUCAGGCACAGACAUCCGCUUCAAAGACUCUCACCAUUGUCAGCCCCCAGCUUCAGUCUCUGAGAUGGAGAGAUCAAGAGCUGUGCUCCUCACUCUAAUGUGUGUUUUGAUCUCCAGCAUCUCUGGAAUAGUUGUGGAGAUGAGAGUCAAACCAGGAGACGAUGUCACCAUCUACUGUGACUGUGCUCGACAGAGUGGAUUUAAAAUAGUAUGGGUGAUAAAACCCUCACACGAGCAUCAACCUCCUCUCUUUCAUUUAACUGAGCACUCGACACUUCCACAUUACUCUCAUGUUUGGAACAAGUCCAAGUUGACAUACGAUCUGUUGGUGAAGAACAUCACUGGAUCAGAACUUGGCUUGUACUACUGCGCUCUACAUGAGACCAUGUUUUCUAGAAAUAAGAAUGGAGAUGGAUUAAUAGAGGAUCUUUAUCCUGAUGGGAACAGAACCACUUUCCUCUCUUUCCAGGACACAACGGUUCCUUGUGCCAAUCUCUCCGAAACCCCCUCCACCCCUCCUGUAUCAGACUGUAGUGUCUGCUGGAAGCUGCUGGUCAGUGUGUGUCCUGUGUGUGUUCUCCUCUCCUCAGUGGUCUCCUCCAUCUGUGUGUACUGCAUCUGCACCACCAGAACUAAAGCUGAUCAUGAAGCAGACCAGCAAAGGAAUAUCAGCAUGAGAAAACAUGAUGAGGUUGGAAAUGAUGUAUGCUAUGCUUCACUGGACGUCCCGAGUGGUCAUAAGAAAUGGCUGAAGACGAGGACAGUUGAAAGCUCUGAUUUCUGCACAUAUUCUCAGGUUAAAAUUUGAGAAAAUGUAGAACUUCUGAGGAGUACGCUGGACGAUCAGGAGGUCCAAGAAUGAAGGUACCUCAGUCAUCAAUUUUGGAGUUGACUUUGUUGUGUUCCUCUGUCUUUUCGUUCAGUUAGUAGAUUUUUAACGAUUUAAUGUUCUUGAUUUUUAAAAAACUAACCAUCGUAACUGUUGAGCGAUAGCCAUGUCUUUCCAGGGUAUUACAAAUGUAUUUCAAACAAAGACAAAUUGCUUAUUUUUGGACUUUUUGUCUUCACAUGCUGACGAUGACUUUGAGAGGAUGUUCUCAUAUUUCACUGAAGUUUAAUAAAGUUGAAUUGAAUCCUAGUGAUCAA
Molecule: messenger RNA, 1727 nt
Organism: Pygocentrus nattereri (red-bellied piranha)
Lineage: Eukaryota; Metazoa; Chordata; Actinopteri; Characiformes; Serrasalmidae
Exons: 5
Coding region: 646-1389 (247 amino acids)
Source: RefSeq, a predicted model, not a curated record